Messenger RNA from Sipha flava (yellow sugarcane aphid), 924 nucleotides. RefSeq lists its product as uncharacterized. The coding region runs from base 307 to 618 and encodes 103 amino acids. The record is from RefSeq and is a predicted model, not a curated record. Lineage: Eukaryota; Metazoa; Arthropoda; Insecta; Hemiptera; Aphididae. The transcript is spliced from 2 exons.
UUAUACAUGAACAUGUUAUAUCUAUAAUAUAAUUGUCCUCUUAUAAUUUAAUCAUAAUUUAAUAUAUAAAUGUCACUGCUAAUCAGAUAGCCUCAGAAUUACUUUAAAAUGGUAAACCCAGAAGGAAAAUCAAGAGGGAAAAAAACAUAAGAAACAAAAACAAUAAAUGCCAUAUAUUCCACUAUAACUUUCUAAUAAAUGAAUUCAUCACCAGCCCAAAAGAAAUGAAGAAUGGGAAAGUGGCUGGGUACAACAAAAUUGCAAUAGAACAAAUUAACUGGGCCAGGAGUGAGACAAUGAAUCAUUAUGGGAUGUCAUAGGCCAACGCCUACAUAUAAGUUACACCUUCUAGGAGGCGUAGCUCUACCUGAAAUUAGAAGACAAGUGACCAACGAUAUAGAAAAAACCAAACAGAUAAAUGACGAAAGACAUUCUAUGUUCAAAAAUAAAAUCACGAGCAUAAGACUUAAAUCUCAAAAAUGUUUCAUACAAACAGCAAAAGAACUGCACGAACCCCCACAAAAAGCUAAACUGCAAAGGUGGCAAAAUGGAAUGCUACAACUGGAAGAACUGAUUCAGACUUCACAACAACUUCCAUUGGGUGGAUAUCUUCCAUGAUCACUAUGGAAAACUCUCAACAGAUUGAAAGCCGGAGUGGCGAGAACUAAAGCUAACAUAGUAGAAAGAGGCUUUAAUGGAGAAGAUGACACAUACAACUGUGGAGAAUGAUAGACUGAUAAACACAUUUUGUCAUGCACAAUGAGUCCAGCAUAAUGCACCAAAAAUGAUCUGAUUUUGAUAAACCCAAAUUCACUAGAGGUGGCUGCUUACUGGUCACAACACAACAUAUAGAAUGUUACCAAAAAAAUGUUAUUUUAUUAGACGUACCAAAUUUAUUUAUUUAUUUUUUAUUAUCUAAGUAUU